Chelmon rostratus (copperband butterflyfish) is the source of this 3557-nucleotide messenger RNA. It is a transcript of the gene nr1d2b, whose product is annotated as nuclear receptor subfamily 1, group D, member 2b. The record is from RefSeq and is a predicted model, not a curated record. Gene Ontology annotation, molecular function: nuclear receptor activity; zinc ion binding; RNA polymerase II cis-regulatory region sequence-specific DNA binding. Lineage: Eukaryota; Metazoa; Chordata; Actinopteri; Chaetodontiformes; Chaetodontidae. The coding region runs from base 309 to 2063 and encodes 584 amino acids. Gene Ontology annotation, biological process: negative regulation of transcription by RNA polymerase II; hormone-mediated signaling pathway; cell differentiation. The transcript has 9 exons.
UCGCUGCUGAACCAGUCCUCCAAACCACUGGAGUUGCGCCUUCGAAGCGGCUUUUCUCCGUACAGUCUUUGAAUGGAGCACGGCGGACCCGCAGGUGUAGCUCAGAUCCACUGAAAGCAGACGAGAAUACACCGCCUUCGAGGACGAAACACCGACCUCUGAAAACUUACUGCUUCAGUCUGCUCUCGGCAGCCAGCUUCUCCACCGUGGUCAAUCAGCGACUUUUCAGUUGCUGAACACUACAACAGAAAAACGGCUUCAGCACUGAGGUAGCAGAGGAGGAGGAAAACCCCCGAAACUCAAAGGAUAUGGAGUCAACCAAGGCUGGAGGCGUAAUAGCCUACAUCAGCUCUUCCAACUCUGGCUCAAGUCCGGAGUCGUGCCACAGCGACUCCUCCAAUGGCAGCUACCAGUCGUCCUCCCCGCCCCAUGGCUCUUCGCCCAGUCGCCACCAGCAGAGUCAGCUGGUGGACGCCGCCGGCGGCCAAAACCUUCCAGGGACUCAGAAAAGCGGACGCUCAUCCUCUACUGCAAAAUGUGGCAUCACAAAAAUCAACGGCCUGGUGCUGCUGUGUAAGGUGUGUGGCGACGUGGCCUCUGGUUUCCACUAUGGCGUCCAUGCUUGUGAAGGCUGCAAGGGCUUCUUCAGGAGGAGCAUCCAGCAGAACAUCCAGUAUAAGAAGUGCCUUAAGAAUGAGAGCUGUCCCAUCAUGAGGAUCAACAGGAACCGCUGCCAGCAGUGCCGCUUCAAGAAAUGCCUGAUGGUGGGGAUGUCCAGAGACUCUGUGCGCUUUGGCCGAAUCCCCAAGCGGGAGAAACAGCGCAUGCUGCUGGAGAUGCAGAGUGCCAUGAACAACAUGAUGAACAACAGCCAGCUGCACAGCGGCCAGACGCUACCUAUUGGCAAACAGCUGCCGGCCAGUGCCACAGAACCUACCUCGGAGGACGCCAGCCCCGCCCCCUCCUGCUCACCAUCCAGCCAGUCAGACUCCAGCUCUGACCCCGAACCCACGGUGCCCAUGGACACCAGCCCCAGCUCAGCCUCACCCAGCGCGUCGGACAGCGGGGAGGAGGAGGUGAUCGGCUCUGUGACCAGGGCCCACCAGGAGACCUUCAUGUACAACCAGGAACAGAGCAGCCUGACAGCUGAGGCUCCGCCCCCCACAGCCCCCCUGAACAGCGGUUGUACCAAAACCACCACGAACCACAGGACAGAGGAGCGACAGGACACCUGGAACCACCACAACAACCUGCUCACCAUGGCAGCACAGGAGCCCCCCUCCAGCGUGGGCCCCCAGGAUCAGGAGGACAACACCACCAACCACUGCCCCUUCAGAGUGUCCAGGAGUGCUGCCACCAGCCACUGUCCAGCCUACACGCAUGGAGCAUUCAGAGCUCCGUCCACAGAGGGGCCCGUCAACGGAGUCCACAGUGGGCCCCUGUGGAGAGGAGGCAACAGAAUGUAUCUGGUUUGUCCCAUGAACACGUCUGCUCAAGUGGACCCUCAGAAGUCUGGCCAUGAGGUGUGGGAGGAGUUCUCUCACAGCUUCACCCCCGCUGUCAGGGAGGUGGUGGAGUUUGCCAAGAAGAUCCCAGGCUUCAGAGACCUGUCCCAACCCGACCAGGUCAGCCUGCUGAAGGCUGGCACCUUUGAGGUGCUGGUGGUUCGCUUCGCCUCUCUCUUCGACGUGAAGGACCGCACCGUUACCUUUCUGGGUGGGAAGAAAUACAGCGUGGACACUCUGAGGGCCAUGGGGGCUGGAGACCUCCUUAACUCCAUGUUUGACUUCAGCGAGAAGCUCAUCAACCUGGGCCUCAGCGAGGAGGAGAUGAGCCUCUUCACUGCGGUGGUCCUGGUCUCUGCAGAUCGUUCAGGCAUCGAGAACGUGAACUCCGUGGAGGCCCUGCAGGAGACGCUGAUCCGCGCCCUGCGAAGCCUCAUCACCAAGAACCACCCCAACGAGUCGGCCAUCUUCACCAAGCUGCUGCUCAAGCUGCCUGACCUGCGCUCGCUCAACAACAUGCACUCUGAGCAGCUGCUGGCCUUCAAGGUCCAUUCCUGAAAUUUCCUCUAGUACUUGACGCCCCGACACAAACUAUAACGCCUGUGACGGGACCCGGGGGCCACGCGAACCGGCUCCGCCUCACCUCCCGCCCAAACCACACCUGCACCUCUAUGCUUCUCCCACGAGGCUUUGAGUUCCGUUCCUUCAGUCAUUAAAUUGAACUAAAGCUCAAACCUGACAUUCAAAGGGGGAAGAAGACCAUUAAAAAUGUUCUUGUACUGUACUGUAGGGCGUAACUGCCUGUGCAAUGGUAAUGCAUACAUACAGACACACUGAUUGAUGUAUAUGUUUCUUGUGUUUGUGUGUAGCAUACUGUACGUUGCAGCUGUACAAAUGUUAGAAGCACUUUUCUGUAUAGUGUAGUUUUUUGCAUUCAUAGUGCAAUAUGUGACUGCUUUUUGAUUUUGAGCUGUAUAGUGAGGAGUCGAGAAACUUGUGUAUACUUUUGAAUGGCACACGGUAAUGAUCGAACAGGUGCUGUGCUCACGUGAUAAGGGGAAGGUUGCAAACCUAAAAACCCCGGGACACUGAAUGGCCGACGAGGUCGGAUUCUCUUUGCAAGGCAGACGACAAUGAGAGGAAUGUGGGCUUGAAGCUGCUAAGCGUCCCAGCUUCCCAGCUUGGUCUCCAGAGAUUGAGCGAAUGUUGUCGAAUUUGAACAAAUUCGGGGAGCAACAGAUGGCGAUGUCUUAUAUCAGGCUUUUCAUGCAGUUUUUAUGUGCUAUGCUGUGUUUUCAUUUUUUUUCUAAAUUAUUUGGGCAUUGUGACAAAUCAAAUGUGUCAGUGCCACUCUAUCGCUUGCCGAUUUCUGCACAUGGAUCGCUGGGAAUGGAGAAGCACUGAGUAAACGAUAUCAAAUUCUGGACUUGUUUGAACAUCUUACAGAUGUGUUUUCUGUUCUCUUAUCUUUGUUUCCUUAAAGAAAACAGACGUGUUUCUGAGAUCCCCGUGUCUGCUGUCCUGUGCGUCCCAGGUCGGGUAGAGUUUUUCUACUUGCUCAGUGGUCGAGUCAGACACUUGAUGUUGCUGUCAGGCACUGGAUGGCAGAGCAGACGUCUCCCAGUCACCAGCAGCUCCCACUUGCUUGAAUAAACAUCCUUUCUGUUUUACGUGUACAGGCUUUAGCUGAGUGUAGUUAAGCUGAAUAGGUAGGACUAUUCCAUAUAAAAUAUGAUUGUAAUAUCAUUGAAGUGAUUGUAAUUUAAAGAAAUCAGCCGAGCCGAGGUGAUGGCUGAGUUGCUGGCGUUCAGAUAGUUUUGCGAUGCCAUCUUUUUGUUCCCUGUUGGUGAAUUCAGAAUGUCUGUCCUUUCAAUAUCCAGAGCUUCUGUCAUUGUGUUAACAGUGCUGACACGUAGUUCUGUUCUCCUCUGUGAAAGGAUUGCAGUAUGCAUAGAUUUCUAUAUAAAUACAUACAUACUAUCAUACAUACAUAACUGUAUAGAUGAAUAUAUCUAUAUAAAUAAAUUUUAUAAAUGCAGGUCACGUUGUGAA